Molecule: messenger RNA, 1789 nt
Organism: Pelobates fuscus (common spadefoot toad)
Lineage: Eukaryota; Metazoa; Chordata; Amphibia; Anura; Pelobatidae
Gene: LIN7B
Product: lin-7 homolog B, crumbs cell polarity complex component
Exons: 6
Coding region: 82-714 (210 amino acids)
Biological process (GO): protein localization to basolateral plasma membrane; maintenance of epithelial cell apical/basal polarity; neurotransmitter secretion
Cellular component (GO): MPP7-DLG1-LIN7 complex; synapse; cell-cell junction
Molecular function (GO): L27 domain binding
Source: RefSeq, a predicted model, not a curated record
CUCACUGUGGGCUGAGCUACCCAACCCCACCUCCUCCUCCACACUGGGGGAACUCCUAGGCAUGUGACUGCUGGAGUUAAGAUGGCAGCUCUAAUUGAACCUUUAGGUCUGGAAAGAGGACCCCUAGAUGUGUCUCGUGCCAUUGAGUUGCUGGAGCGGUUGCAGCGAAGCGGAGAAGUGCCGCCUCAGAAACUUCAAGCUCUACAGCGGGUUCUUCAAAGCAAGUUCUGCUCUGCCAUACGGGAGGUAUAUGAGCAGCUGUACGAUACAUUGGACAUCACAGGAAGUGCAGAAAUAAGGGCUCACGCAACUGCCAGGGCUACUGUUGCAGCGUUUGCAGCCAGUGAAGGACAUGCUCAUCCAAGAGUUGUGGAGCUGCCAAAAACCGAUGAGGGUCUGGGGUUCAACAUCAUGGGAGGAAAAGAGCAAAAUUCCCCAAUAUACAUUUCACGCAUCAUUCCUGGAGGAGUGGCAGACCGCCAUGGAGGACUAAAGCGCGGGGAUCAGCUUCUUUCUGUCAAUGGGGUGAGUGUGGAAGGAGAGCAGCAUGAAAAAGCAGUGGAACUCCUUAAAGCGGCACAGGGAACAGUGAAGCUGGUCGUACGUUACACCCCGAAGGUUCUAGAGGAGAUGGAAGCAAGGUUUGAGAAGAUGCGAACUGCACGCCGUCGACAGCAGCAGAACAGCUACACAUCUCUUGAAUCUCGAGGAUGAUGAGUCUCACUGAUGACUGGGACCAAGAAGGUUCUCCUGCUGCAGACCCUUUGUAUUUAUUGACACAAACUGUUCCCAUCUCUCUGAUCUGUGUACAGUAUUUAUUUCAGUUGUCUUUCUGUAUGUUGCACCGCAGCUAUGUGUGAGGAAAUAUCUCAGCGGCUUCUAGGCAAAAUAUCUCGCUACUCCCGAAACACACCAAAAUAAUAUAAAUGAGUUAUUUGUCUGUCUAUGCACCCAUCCAUAUUUCCAUACCUCUCUCUCUCUGCCUCCCCAACUCUCUCUAUUUCUCCUUCGACCCCUCUAUCCAUCAAUCUCGCACAGUUAUUCAGUAAAGUGAAGAUUGCCUUGAAUUUAAAGAGAAUUUCAAAAUCUAGGCCAAAACAGACAAAUGAUUACAAUUCUACAAGUCAAUUCUGAUUUCAGUUUGGCUAGUUUGGCCUUCUGUUUACAAAUCCUGGACAUUUUCAGUUUAGUGAAUAUCCCUCCUAAGGCCUAUCUCCUCCUCUACCUAUCUAUCUGUCUCCUUGUCCAUCCGCCUAUCUCUAUAUUGCUUUCAAUUAUUAUCUGUUUGUUGCAUUUGCUUAUUUAGUCCAUGAUGCCUCGGGAAUAUACCAUAUAUCAUACAAAGGAAGGCCAGAAACUAGAUGAGGUUAAUAUUAUAGACGCUACGGAUGUAUAUAAGCUCUUCUGAAAUUCUGGAUACCUGUUACCUAUACAGUAUGUAAACCUCUGGAUACCGGCACACUAUACAUGUAUGUAAAACCCAGUCCUAAUUGUGAGAGUGAUUUUGUACUAUGUAUUUCUGUGUAUAUCUUGUUGAUCAUAUUACGGUUGGUACACUUAAUUUUGUUCUUUGUGUAACGAGCUGUAUAGUUUAAAGGACCACUCUAAGCACUAUAACCAGUACAGUAAGUGCGAGUGAUUAUGGUGCUCUUUGAAGUUGGUAGCACACUUUAUGUUUUAUCUUGGUAUGACAACAUUUUUAAGAGACCUGUAGACCGGUAACGUUUGACAUAAAGCACUAUAUCAGCUGUGUUUUAGCGUAAUAAAACCCUUUAUGAUAAUCUGGUGA